AUGUCUCCACCAGCAUCAGAUCUGCUGACAGUAGUGGACCAGCAGAGCUCAGAGGUUCCCAGUGAUCCGUCUGCCCAGCAGACGCAUCAAAUAGAGAUGGACUCCAUAUUUGUGCUGCUGGAGGAAAACAUUGUCACUUUUGUGAAGAACGAGCUGAAGAAGAUCCAGAAGGUUCUGAGUCCAGAUUACCCAGAAUGCUCAAAGAGUCUGAGAGAUGAUGAUGAGGUGUUGAAAGGUGAUAAUGAAGAGCAGAGGAGGAGCAGCAGAGAGGCACUGAUGAAGAUCACACUGAACUUCCUGAGGAGGAUGAAGCAGGAGGAUCUGGCUGACCGUCUGCAGAAAAUUUUCACUGGAGUUUGUCAACGUCAACUUAAAUCUGGUCUGAAGAAGAAGUUCCAGUCUGUGUUUGAGGGGAUUGCUAAAGCAGGAAGUCCAACCCUUCUGAACCAGAUCUACACAGAGCUCUACAUCACAGAGGGAGGGACUGGAGAGGUCAAUGAUGAACAUGAGAGUCCAAACUGCAACCUGGAGACUCUCAGCGUGUCAGGCUGUUUGGUCUCAGAGGAAGGCUGUGCUUCUCUGGCCUCAGCUCUGACCUCCAACCCCUCCCAUCUGAAAGAGUUGGACCUGAGCUACAAUCAUCCAGGAGACUCGGGAGUGAAGCUGCUGUCGGCUGGACUGAAGGAUCCAGACUGGAGACUGGAGGCUCUCAGGGUGGAGCCUGCUGGAGGCCGAUUCUUGACACCAGGUCUGAGGAAGUAUUCCUGUCAACUCACCAUCGACACAAACACAGUGAGCAGAGAGCUCCAACUGUCUGAAGACAACAGGAAGGUGACACAUGUGAAGGAGCUUCAGUCAUAUCCUGAUCAUCCAGACAGAUUUGAUUAUCAUCCUCAGCUGCUGUGUAGAACUGGUCUGACUGGUCGCUGUUACUGGGAGGUCGAGUGGAGAGGAAGAGUUGAGCUAUCAGUGAGUUACAGAAGAAUCAGGAGGAAAGUAAACAGUGAAGACUGUUUGUUUGGAUUGAAUGAUUAUUCUUGGAGUUUAAUCUGCUCUGAUGAGUUUGGUUUCUUUGUCAGGCACUGUAACAUAGAAACUCCUCUCUCCUCCUCCGUCUCUAACAGAGUAGCAGUGUAUGUUGACGAUCCUGCUGGCAUUCUGUCUUUCUACAGAGUCUCCUCUGACUCACUGAUCCACCUCCACACCUUCAACACCACAUUCACCGAACCUCUGCUUCCUGGUUUUGGGUUCUGGUGGACCAGUUCUGGUUCUUCAAUGUUUCUGUGCUGAGUUGAUUCUAAACUCUCUCACUGUUGAACAGAUAUGUCAGUCUCUUCAUGUCUCUCUUUCACUCAAAAACACAUAGUCAGAUUCAUGGAUUAAUUCUGUUCCUUUGUGAAACUCUUCUAAAGUGAUUCCUAGGAAACUUUUCCCCCCUCAUAUCUUUCAAAGAUUGAAGCUUGGAUUAUUCUAGGAUUAUUCCAAGAUCCACCUCAUUGUCGUGAGUUGAGUCAGAAAGGCGCCCUGGAGCCUUUUUGGGAACAAUGGAGCCUCUCUCCUUGAAGUUCUUGAUGAUGCGAUAGAUUGUUGACUGAGGUGAAUCUUUCUAGCUGCUCUUCCCUGUUAGGCCAUUUUUGUGCAGUGCAAUGAUGACUGCACGUGUUUCUUUAGAGAUAACCAUGGUUCACAGAAGAGAAACAAUGAUGCCAAGCACCAGCCUCUUUUUAAAGUGUCCAGUGGUGUCAUUCUUACUUAAUCAUGACAGAUUGAUCUCCAGCCCUGUCCUCAUCAACACCCACACCUGUGUUAAUGGAGCAAUCACUGAAACGAUGUUAGCUGGUCCUUUUAAGGCAGGGCUGCAAUGAAGUUGAAAUGUGUUUUGGGGGAUAAAGUUAAUUUUCUAGAUGAAUAUUGACUUUGCAAUUAAUUGCUGUUAAGCUGAUCACUCUUUAUAACAUACUGGAGUAUAUGCAAAUUGCCAUUAUACAAACUGAAGCAGUAGACUUUGUAAAUAUUAACAUUUGAAUCAUUCUCAAAACCUUUGAGCAUGACUGCACAUAAACAAGAGGGUUUUUGUUUUUAUUUAUUUCCGGUCAUUUUAGACCUCUGUAGCAACAGCACCACAUGCUGACAAAAACAAGAAUUACAACCAGUCAGUGAAAUAAAAGCAAAACACGGUUUACAAAAUGCAUUUGACAUGUACCCAUUUCUCACCUGGUUACAUAAAGCAAGGUGAAGUUUUAAAACGAGUUGAGCCUAAAGAGUAAAGAGUUUCCUCCUGUCAGAGAAACUCCCUCACUGUUGAACAGAUAGUUCAGUCUCUCCAAUCUAUUUCUUGGUGAAACAAUUCAGAUUGAGUCCUUGGAAAUUUUUUCUUCUUCCAGUCCUUUAAAAAUGGAAGCUGGGAUUAUUCCAGGAUUAUUCCAAGAUCCACUUGUUUUUCUGUUUGUUUUCAGUCAAAGCCUCACAUUGAAUAUCAAGAUGUUGUUUCUCUUCCCCCCCCCCGCCCCCCCUUCAGUCAUCAGUUAGGUUUCAUUGAAAUGUUGAUCAGUUUUUCUGAACAUUUUCUGUUUCUGUCGGCUCAGAUAGACAGAGUUAGCUAUCUAUCUGCGCUAAGUUAGGAAAAUCUGAUGAGGUAGCAUUGAUAGACAGAACACCGGUGCCCUCUUUUGGGGGGAAAAAAACCCGGAGCUUCGCCCAGAGCUGAUCAUCCAAGCUCGCAGCGAUUCUCAGCACGUACGUCUUCUGCCGGUGUCUGAGCGCCAAAAGUUUUGGGCCAGUAAAACUUUCCAAGUGCUGCUUUUUCUCUAUGUGAGUCUCUAGAGGUUUAAUUAGUUUCACCCGUUUUUUUAAUUAUUUUCUUAAAACUUCUCUUUCAUUCCAGAUUUUGACUUUGAAAUGGUUGCAAUUUUUAUUUCAUUUGUAUCUUCAUUAAAAAUGUAUUAAAAAAAAAAUUAAAAAAUUCUUCUAAUUUUAUUAUAUGUUAAUUGUAUCAUGUGACUUCUGUUUCAUUAUUUUUGUGUACAGCUCUUUGGUCUUGUUGGAGUCUAAAGUUCUCUAGAACUAAAUCAUAAAUGGUAUCUCCAGAGCUGCAGAGUUUAGAUGCUGCAUGUUCAUUUCUGUUGUAAAAGAAAGACACAAACUGAAUAAAUACAUUACUUCUGGUGUUCCUCUUCAUGUUAUUCAGAACUCAUGUCACGUUUUUAGACCCAGUUCAGGGAAAAUAUCAACUGAACAAACUGAAGCAUGAAUGUAAAAAUGAUGAGCCAGGAAAUGAUUCUUUUGCAUUCAUUUAUUGAUUUAUUUUUCAUUUCUGAGGCACAGGAAGCUCCAUUAGGCGGUCAAGGUCAGGUGAGAAAAAACAGAACUAUUAAUUUACCCUAAUUAUACAAACCUGUUGUAUCUACAUUCAGAUAACUAAUGUAGAUACAACUAUGAAAUUGUUUCUGAGAAGGAA
Messenger RNA from Poecilia latipinna (sailfin molly), 3457 nucleotides. Its product is annotated as E3 ubiquitin-protein ligase TRIM11-like. NCBI's taxonomy places the organism in Eukaryota, Metazoa, Chordata, Actinopteri, Cyprinodontiformes, Poeciliidae. Gene Ontology annotation, molecular function: protein binding. The transcript has 8 exons. The record is from RefSeq and is a predicted model, not a curated record. Bases 1 to 1290 code for a protein of 429 amino acids.